Molecule: messenger RNA, 903 nt
Organism: Oryza sativa Japonica Group (Japanese rice)
Lineage: Eukaryota; Viridiplantae; Streptophyta; Magnoliopsida; Poales; Poaceae
Biological process (GO): negative regulation of translation; translation
Cellular component (GO): mitochondrial large ribosomal subunit; ribosome
Molecular function (GO): structural constituent of ribosome; mRNA binding
Source: RefSeq, a predicted model, not a curated record
CGUUCGAUCCACCUCUCGCGCCCUUCCGUCCGCCCGAUGCGCCGCCGCUAUAAACCCUACCCUUUCUUCUCUCCCACCUCUCUCCUCUCAUCGCUCCUCCACCGUCGCCGCCGCCGCCACCGCAGCGGAGCAACCACAGCAGGCGAGCGACAUGAAAGCACUUGCAGGUUUGAGAAGAAUCAAUUUAGAUGGAUUGAGAUGGCGUGUAUUUGACGCAAAGGGCCAGGUCCUUGGACGGUUGGCAUCCCAAAUAGCUGUUGUGCUUCAGGGAAAGGAUAAGCCAACUUAUGCACCACAUGUGGAAAAUGGAGACAUGUGCGUUGUGCUUAAUGCAAAAGAUAUCAGUGUUACAGGAAGAAAAAUGACCGAUAAAAUCUACUACUGGCACACAGGGUAUAUUGGCCAUUUGAAGGAAAGAAGACUCAAGGACCAGAUGGAAAAAGACCCAACUGAAGCAAUUCGCAAAGCUGUCAUGCGCAUGCUUCCUCGCAAUAGAUUGCGUGAUGACAGGGAUCGUAAACUGAGGAUAUUUUCUGGAAAUGAGCACCCAUUCCAUGAUCGCCCUCUUGAACCUUUUAUGAUGCCACGACGCCAAGUGCGCGAGAUGCGUCCCCGGGCAAGACGCGCACUGUUAAGGGCGCAGAAGAAAGAGCAGGACAGAGCAGCAGCGGCAUCAACCAAAGAUGAAGAAAAUGCUAAGAAUGCCAAAUCCGAGAUCACUGCAUAGAUGCGCAUUCAGAUUGUGUUGUGUGGGUGGAGAUUGCUACAAAUCUACCUGUUGAUGUUUUUUUAAAGGAUCCAUGUAUCUUUUAUUUCUUUGACAUGUAGCCUGCUGGAUUCAGUAGACGGUAGAAUCAUAUAACCUGGAAAUGAGCAGCUCAAUCUGAAUGUCUUUUUGUGUCU